AAAUUGCGUGUUUUACCCCAUAUUGUCCCACCUGGACAAGCAAGACUAUCUCAACAAUAAUCUCAGUAUACUUCAUAUAGGCACAGAUGAGCAGUGAUAUAGGUAUCAAGAGUUUUGAAAUGGCAUCUGCAGACAAGGAAAUCGACGCAAACCAUUGCACUGAGAAAGAAGAAGAAACAGAUGCGUUAGAAAGAGAACAUUUCAUGAAAGUUGUGAAUGCAUUUUUACAUUAUCAGAAAUUCUUAAACUUGAGAAUUGACAAAGCAAAGAAGGAUUUUCUUUCAUUGGAUGCCAAGGAUCAAGAAAGGCUGCCUAAAUUUCAGGAACAUUUACAAAAACAAAGGCAAUGCAUUGCUAAGAAUUAUGAAUUUGUUAAGCAAAUCAUUGGCCACACAGGAUAUAUUUUUGAAAAUGUUGACCAUCAUGUUGAUAUGAACACAGAGUCGAAUGAUCAGGAGGGCAUCACAGUACUGUUCAUGGAGAAGGUCCUCACCACCAUCAAGCAGUUUGUCCGAGAUUGGAGCAAGGAAGGCCGAGAGGAAAGAGAAAUGUGCUACAAACCCAUCAUAGAUGAAGUACGAAAUUUAUAUCCAACUGACCAGUUCAAACCUGGUGAUGUGUCAAUAUUAGUACCUGGUGCUGGCCUGGCAAGGUUAAUGGUUGAACUGGCAAAGUUUGGUUAUACCAUUCAAGGAAAUGAGUGGAGUCUGUUCAUGCUCAUUGCCUCUAACUACAUCCUUAAUAAAUGUCGAGGUACAUGCCACACCACCAUUCAUCCAUUUGUACACCAGUCGUGUAAUAACAUGUCACCUAAAGAUCAAGUCCGACCCAUUCAAAUUCCAGAUAUAGACCCAUCCCGGUUACCACAAGACAUCAACUUCUCCAUGAAUGCUGGAAACUUUACGGAGGUUUACGUUGAACCAAACCAGUGGGAUUGUAUCACAACAUGUUUCUUCAUUGAUACUGCUAAUAACAUUGUGUCGUACAUUGAAACUAUAUAUAAAAUUCUUAAGCCAGGAGGCCACUGGAUCAAUCUUGGGCCUUUGUUAUUCCAUUUUGCAGAUGUACCUAAUGAAUCAUCUAUCGAGAUUAGUUAUGAAGAACUGAAAAAUCUAGUAGUGAAUGAAUUUAAAUUUGAAAUACUUAAAGAAGAUAGACUGAAGUCUACUUAUAUUGGAAAUAAAAAAUCCAUGAUGGAGACAGUUUAUAAUUGUGUAUUUUUUGUUGCAAAAAAACCGUUGUAAACACAUUUAUGUAAACCCACCAUUUUGUGUA
Dendronephthya gigantea is the source of this 1275-nucleotide messenger RNA. Its product is annotated as carnosine N-methyltransferase-like. The record is from RefSeq and is a predicted model, not a curated record. The transcript has 2 exons. Bases 87 to 1244 code for a protein of 385 amino acids. Lineage: Eukaryota; Metazoa; Cnidaria; Anthozoa; Malacalcyonacea; Nephtheidae. Gene Ontology annotation, molecular function: S-adenosylmethionine-dependent methyltransferase activity.